Molecule: messenger RNA, 1956 nt
Organism: Mesitornis unicolor (brown roatelo)
Lineage: Eukaryota; Metazoa; Chordata; Aves; Mesitornithiformes; Mesitornithidae
Gene: SLC9A6
Product: solute carrier family 9, subfamily A (NHE6, cation proton antiporter 6), member 6
Exons: 15
Biological process (GO): proton transmembrane transport; regulation of pH; sodium ion transport
Cellular component (GO): membrane; recycling endosome
Molecular function (GO): sodium:proton antiporter activity
Source: RefSeq, a predicted model, not a curated record
GGGUCCUGGUUGGCGUGGUCCUGCGCUAUGGCAUCCAUGUCCCCAGCGACGUCAACAACGUGACGCUGAGCUGCCAAGUGCAGACCAGCCCGGCCACGCUGCUGGUGAAUGUCAGUGGAAAGUACUACGAGUACACCCUGAAGGGAGAAAUUAGUGCCCAGGAGCUCAAUAAUGUCCAGGAUAACGAGAUGCUAAGAAAGGUGACUUUUGAUCCUGAAGUAUUUUUCAACAUUUUGCUUCCUCCAAUUAUAUUUUAUGCAGGCUACAGCUUGAAAAGGAGGCACUUCUUCAGAAACUUGGGAUCCAUCCUAGCAUAUGCUUUUCUCGGCACUGCUAUUUCCUGCCUGGUGAUUGGCUCCGUUGUGUAUGGCUGUGUGACGCUGAUGAAAGCCACUGGGCAGCUCGGGGGAGAUUUCUACUUCACUGACUGCCUCCUGUUCGGUGCCAUCGUAUCGGCUACGGACCCAGUGACUGUUCUUGCCAUAUUCCAUGAGCUCCAGGUUGAUGUUGAGCUGUAUGCCCUCCUCUUUGGUGAAAGCGUCCUCAAUGAUGCCGUUGCCAUAGUGCUGUCUUCUUCAAUCGUCGCGUACCAGCCGGCGGGUGACAACAGCCACACGUUUGAUGUCACAGCGAUGUUCAAGUCCAUCGGGAUCUUCCUGGGGAUAUUCAGUGGAUCUUUUGCAAUGGGAGCAGCUACGGGAGUUGUGACAGCUUUAGUCACCAAGUUCACCAAACUUCGAGAGUUCCCGUUGCUGGAGACCGGCUUGUUCUUCCUGAUGUCCUGGAGCACGUUCCUGCUGGCCGAAGCGUGUGGCUUUACAGGUGUGGUGGCUGUACUCUUCUGCGGGAUCACGCAGGCCCAUUAUACCUACAACAACUUAUCUACAGAGUCCCAACACAGAACUAAGCAGUUGUUCGAGCUUCUGAAUUUCUUGGCAGAAAACUUCAUCUUCUCCUACAUGGGCCUUGCGCUGUUCACUUUCCAGAACCACGUCUUUAACCCUACCUUUGUGGUGGGGGCUUUUCUUGCUAUCUUCCUAGGAAGAGGUGCCAACAUUUACCCACUGUCAUUUUUACUGAAUUUGGGGAGAAGAAAUAAGAUUGGAACAAAUUUACAGCAUAUGAUGAUGUUUGCUGGGCUGCGAGGAGCCAUGGCAUUCGCCUUGGCCAUCCGCGACACGGCCACCUACGCCCGGCAGAUGAUGUUCAGCACGACGCCCCCCACGGUGUGGGUUUUCGGCGGGGGCACCACAGCCAUGCUGUCCUGCCUGAAUAUCCGGGUCGGUGUGGAUGCGGAUCAGGAGACUGUGGGCAUUCCGGAAAGCGAGAGGAGGAGUACGAAGGCAGAAAGCGCCUGGCUCUUCCGUAUGUGGUACAACUUCGAUCACAACUAUCUAAAGCCUCUGCUGACACACAGUGGUCCUCCUCUGACGACCACGCUCCCGGGGUGCUGUGGGCCUAUUGCUCGGUGCCUGACAAGUCCGCAGGCGUACGAGAAUCAAGAGCAGCUGAAGGACGAUGACUCUGACCUCAUUUUGAACGACGGGGACAUCAGUCUGACCUACGGGGAUUCCACCGUCAACACCGACUCUGUCGCGUCCAGCGGCACAUCGCGGCGGUUCGUGGGAAACAGCUCUGAAGAUGCGCUCGAUCGGGAGCUUGCUUUUGGGGACCACGAACUCGUGAUCCGGGGAACGCGCCUGGUCCUUCCCAUGGACGAUUCGGAGCCACCGUCAAACAUCCUGGAUAACGCAAGACAUGGUCCGGCAUAAGGUUGCUCGGUUUAAUUGACAGUAAUAUUUGCAUAUAUGGUCAAGAAAUAUGUACUACCUAAAGUCUAAUGCAUGUCUCAAAAUGUCUAAGCUGUAUAAAUAUUAUUUAUAUGGUGUCAGAAGAAUAUAAAUAUUCUCUGCCAAGCACUUGUAAAAGAACAAGCUGCAGAUUUAAGUUUAAAAC